CGGUGGGACAACAGGUUCUGUGAUAUUGGUGUUAGCUAUAUGAUCUGGCAUUGUUUCCCUGAGUUCCGGGACCUGAGCGCGGAAGUAUAAAAGGCGUGUGCGCUUGCUUCUGUUCCUCUUUGUGACUCGUGUUAAGAUGACUAAGAAGCGAAGGAAUAAUGGACGUGCCAAGAAGGGCCGUGGUCAUGUCCAGCCCAUCAGGUGCACAAACUGUGCCCGUUGUGUCCCCAAAGACAAGGCUAUCAAGAAGUUUGUCAUUCGAAACAUUGUGGAGGCAGCUGCAGUCCGAGAUAUUUCAGAGGCCAGUGUUUUUGAUGCAUAUGUGCUGCCCAAGCUAUAUGUGAAAUUACAUUACUGUGUCAGCUGUGCCAUCCACAGCAAGGUGGUGAGAAACCGUUCCCGGGAAGCCAGGAAGGACCGAACCCCUCCUCCGCGUUUCAGGCCAGGAGCUAACAUCCCACGUGGACCUCCUCCCAAGCCAAUGUAAACAUUAGCUGACCUUAUCAUUUGGAUUGAUUUUAAUAAAAAUGUUGGACCACUGAGAA
Messenger RNA from Mobula hypostoma (lesser devil ray), 545 nucleotides. It is a transcript of the gene rps26, whose product is annotated as ribosomal protein S26. Lineage: Eukaryota; Metazoa; Chordata; Chondrichthyes; Myliobatiformes; Myliobatidae. The record is from RefSeq and is a predicted model, not a curated record. The transcript has 4 exons. Gene Ontology annotation, cellular component: ribosome; cytosolic small ribosomal subunit. Gene Ontology annotation, molecular function: structural constituent of ribosome; mRNA binding. Gene Ontology annotation, biological process: translation. Bases 137 to 487 code for a protein of 116 amino acids.